Messenger RNA from Lolium rigidum, 688 nucleotides. RefSeq names its product sigma factor binding protein 2, chloroplastic-like. The record is from RefSeq and is a predicted model, not a curated record. NCBI's taxonomy places the organism in Eukaryota, Viridiplantae, Streptophyta, Magnoliopsida, Poales, Poaceae. The transcript has a single exon. The coding region runs from base 1 to 471 and encodes 156 amino acids.
AUGGAUCACCGGAAGCAGCAGGGGAGCGGCGGCAGCGCGCCCAAGAACGGCGGCGGCAAGGGGAGCGGCAAGGCGGGGGGCGGGGGCAAGAAGCCGAUCAAGGUGGUGUACAUCUCCAACCCCAUGAGGGUCAAGACCAACGCCGCGGGCUUCCGCGCCCUCGUCCAGCAGCUCACCGGCCGCCACGCCGACCCCUCCAAGUACAGCGCCGACGACGAGUACGCUGCCGCGCAGGCGCAGCAGGAGCUCAGCCCCGAGGGGAGCGCGGCUGCCUCCACGCUGGACGCGGUUGCCCCCGGCCCCGCCGCCGCGCCGGAAUUCGCCGCGGGGCCGUACGGCGACGGCGACGGCGACGACGAGGGGGAGGACGACGACAUCUUCGGCUCGCAGCUGCUGGACACGGACUACGCCAUCCUCUCGCCGCCGCCACUGCUCUUCGACUACCCGCACGGCAGCAUCAGCAAGGUGUAGUGACCAGUCACCCGAUCCUCCCAGCACGCUUGCAUGUUAGUUUGACGCGUGCGCCGCCUUCUUAUUUGCAUGUCACAUGAUGAUCUCGCUGUAUUGCAUGUGUGUGUCACCAUAAUUUGUGCGUGAGAAUAUUAGCUAGCUCCAAUUUAAUCCCUCCAUCGAUCAGCCCUCCAUGAUCAGCCUCUGAAUUCCCCCCCGCGCGCGCAUGCCAUUAUAC